Messenger RNA from Cylicocyclus nassatus, 2148 nucleotides. The record is from the annotation of a GenBank genome assembly. Lineage: Eukaryota; Metazoa; Nematoda; Chromadorea; Rhabditida; Strongylidae.
AUGAUGGAGAAGACGCGAGUGCAAUUCAGAGUGAGGGUGACGCGACUAAAACUUUGGGAAAAAGUGCUAGUAUGUGGAUGUGAUGCAUCACUUGGAGAUUGGGAUCCAGUGAAAGCUUUUCCGCUUACGAAAAGCGCUACAGACAGCGACGUCUGGGUAGGUGCUACUGAAAUUACCACCCCCUUAGAAGAUCUAAAAUAUCGAUAUAUGGUUGGCUAUUAUUUGGAUCCAUGCUUAGAAGAUAGCAAGCAUCUGCUCAUAUUACACAGGUGGGAGUCAUUUUUGCUACCGCGGUCGAUGUCGAAUGCUUCAAAUUCGGAGGAGGAUGUUUUCGGAAACUAUGCUGGUAGUUGCUUAGUAUCAGAUGGAUGGAUUAUGCACAAUGAAGAAAAUGUCGUACUUCUCCGAGUUCAUAGCGAGGCAUUGAAAUUUUAUAAGAAUACCCACAGAGGGAAAGAGCAUCGAAUAAAAGUUGUACCAUUCGACGUGCGCUUCAAAGAGAUCUAUUCAUACGAGGACCGUCAUACACGUAAGGGCAUGCUGUGGAGGGCAUCCUCUGUCUACCAAAACACUCAAGAAAGUGUGGACGAUGACUCGUUCCCGGAUACAGAUCCUGUGCUGCCUGACGUCCCAAGUUUUUCGAACACCCAGCUAUCGGUCCUCAGUAGAGAAGAUCCUAUUUUUGGGCAACAAUAUGUCAAUGGCUCGAUCUUCCGAAAUAAAAUCGAUUACCUCAUAUUCAAAACACACACGGUCUCGUUGGAGCAUUUGGCAUUUCGAAUCGAAUUGUUCCAUGAAAUGGAUCGAAUAGGAAUUGCAUACGCUCUUCCAGCGGCACUGCCUGAUCUCUAUGGAAAAGCUACUUUCCCCAUUAUUUCGUUAAGAAAUAUCCCCAUUGGGCAAAUUGAUAUUGACUAUAUGCUGGUAAAGUCCUUGCCUAUCGAUCGUUCCAUUCGCGAUAAUGUGUUAGUCUCUUGGGGUAGGUACUGGAGGAAGCGCACUACAUUAGAAGUCGGACACAGAGGUAUGGGAAGCUCCUAUACAAAAAUGGCAGUAGCUCGAGAGAAUACGAUCCAUUCGCUAAGCGAAGCAGCAAGGAAAGGUGCUGACUAUGUCGAAUUCGACGUGCAGCUGACAAAGGAUAUGCAACCGGUGAUAUAUCACGAUUUUCACGUGAUGGUUGAAGUGGCUGGCAGAAAGCGCGAUCUUUUCGGUCAAGUAAGACAUCAUCAGUUGGCUAUAAAGGAUUUAAGCCUUGACCAGCUCCAUCUUCUUCACCUCGAACAUCCUGACGAACACCUAAAUAUGGCGUGGAGAGUGACUCCUAGUGAAGAAGAAGAGGAUGAAGAUGAUAAUAAUCCUUUUCCUCACCUAAGAAAAGUUCUCGACUCUGUAAGCAUUGAUGUAGGAUUCAAUAUAGAGAUAAAGUAUCCGAUGAAACUGAAGGAUGGAACUCAUGAAUGCCCUGCCUACAACAUGGAACGGAAUGAUUUUGUAGAUGUGAUCCUGAGAACCGUUAUAGAGUACGCUGGUAAAAGACGAGUGAUAUUUUCUAGCUUCGAUCCGGAUGUAUGCAGUUUAAUCACCCUAAAGCAACAUAUAUACCCUGUCAUGUUGUUAGUUGUCGGUCCCACUACACGUUACACACCCUUCCAGGAUAUUCGCUGUGAUUGCUCAAAACUCGCUGUAAACUUUGCUGCGGGCAAUGGACUUUUAGGUGUUAAUUUUCAUAGUGAAGAAUUACUCCAGGAUGCUACGGCUCUUCAUCGCGCUGAGCAGUUUCACUUGGUGUCAUUUGUUUGGGGCGAUGACCUCAAUGUCAAGAAAAACGUGGAAUACUUCAAAAAUCUCCAAGUCGAUGGUGUUAUCUAUGACAGGAUCGGUGAAGUGACUCCUCGACCUAACACUUUCGUUGUUGAAAACGAAUCCAGAAAAGCGCUACCAAUACGGACACCAGAAUGUAGUCGCUCACCUACUCCAGAUCUCAUCCAAGCACGUAAUAAUAUGCAACAGUUGUCUGUAUCGAAGACUUCCGCCUUCAGUGCCGUUGAAGAUCUGAAUCGAGCGAAAACAUACCUAAGUACAACGCAAAGCUGAUCUCCAUUCUGUACAAAAAUAAGACACAUUGCAUAAAGUUUCAAAUAUGGC